This is a messenger RNA of Mangifera indica (mango), 692 nucleotides long. RefSeq lists its product as uncharacterized. The transcript is spliced from 5 exons. NCBI's taxonomy places the organism in Eukaryota, Viridiplantae, Streptophyta, Magnoliopsida, Sapindales, Anacardiaceae. The record is from RefSeq and is a predicted model, not a curated record. Gene Ontology annotation, molecular function: RNA binding. The coding region runs from base 112 to 504 and encodes 130 amino acids. Gene Ontology annotation, cellular component: nucleus.
AAAUCCAGGGGGUCAAGGAGGGUUUUGGGGUUCAGUAGGCAGGCUGUUGUUUGAAUAUCAACAUUUGUAGAGAUUAUUCCGAACUUGACAAUUAGGGUUUUUCUCUCUCAAAUGGAGGCAAUUACAGAGAAAGUUAACAACUUGAACAUCACCGACUCAUCUGCUGCCAACAAGAAGAAUCGAAUCCAAGUCUCUAAUACCAAGAAACCCCUCUUCUUUUAUGUAAAUCUCGCCAAGAGGUACAUGCAGCAGCACUCUGAGGUGGAACUCUCUGCUCUUGGAAUGGCUAUUGCAACUGUUGUUACAAUUGCCGAGAUCUUGAAGAAUAAUGGACUGGCUGUUGAGAAGAGGAUCAUGACGUCUACUGUUGACAUGAGGGAAGACACUGGUGGACGACCUGUCCAAAAGGCUAAGAUUGAAAUACUUCUGUGGAAAUCAGAAAAGUUUGAUGAGUUGAUGGCUGCUGCUGCAGAGGAGGCGCUGGAAAGCGAGGAGCAGAGCUGAUUUUUUGAGACGUUACCUGGAAUGUAUCUUGUUGGCUAGUUUGUUAAUCAUGGACUUUUUAAACGGUUUUUCCUAGAUGAACUUUUAUGAAGUGAAGUUUACUAGUAUUAACAUAAUUCUUGUAGGAAUUUUUGUAAAAGUCAAUGCCCUUGGUUGCUUAAUUCAAAUUUGUUCCGUAGUUUAUGUAA